Messenger RNA from Melitaea cinxia (Glanville fritillary), 1346 nucleotides. RefSeq names its product putative peptidyl-prolyl cis-trans isomerase dodo. Gene Ontology annotation, cellular component: nucleus; cytosol. Bases 132 to 632 code for a protein of 166 amino acids. Lineage: Eukaryota; Metazoa; Arthropoda; Insecta; Lepidoptera; Nymphalidae. The record is from RefSeq and is a predicted model, not a curated record. The transcript has 3 exons. Gene Ontology annotation, molecular function: peptidyl-prolyl cis-trans isomerase activity; protein binding.
CUUAACCAUAAUUAAUCUGUGACCAUAAUCUGCAUCUGCGUUGACUGACGGGCUUGAUGUUACUUUUGAAAAAUUAGUUAUAAUAUAUUAAUAUUCUGAACAAAACAAGUACUGCCAAUUUUUCUGAUAAAAUGGCUUCAGCAUCUGAAGAAACACUACCUGAAGGAUGGGAGGCACGAAAAAGCAGAAGUACUGGCAUGAUUUACUUCUUAAAUACUCAUACAAAGAAGUCUCAGUGGGACAAACCCGAUGGACCUGCGCCACUCGUUGAUGAAGAAGAUGAUGAAGUGACUCCAACCUCAGUACAAUGCAGCCAUUUGUUGGUGAAGCAUGCUGGAAGUCGCCGACCUUCCUCUUGGCGCGAAGAGAAUAUAACCAGAACGAAGGAGGAUGCUCUAGAGAUGUUAAGAGAGUUUCGCAAAAGGAUUGUAAACAAGGAGUUAACAUUUGAAGAACUUGCAAGGACUUACUCUGAUUGCUCGUCUGCCAAGCGCGGCGGGGAUUUAGGCCGAUUCAAGAAAGGUCAGAUGCAGAAACCAUUUGAGAACGUAGCCUUUUCGCUUAAAGUUGGUCAGCUGAGCCAAAUUGUCGACACUGAUUCUGGUCUCCACAUUAUUGUCCGAACAGCUUAAAAAAAUGAGCUCUCAUCUUUAUAAACAAAAAUCAAAAGUAUGUUUUCUUGUUUCUAUGUAAAUUAAGAUAAAAAAUCAAAAAUUUAAUAGCGACAUAUUCUCUUACAAAACGAAAAAAAAAAAAUUAAUUAUCCUAUUCAAAUUUUGUUAACUAACUUUAGUAGUAACCUAUUAUAAAAAAGAUUCUGUUAUUCCCAAUGGUUGUUCAAUUUCAAUAUGAUAAAUAAUUGUAUACAAAGUCAAAAGUUCUGCAUUUAGUUUGUAGUACUAAUACUAAUCUAUAUACAUAAAAAUGAAUGUUUGUCAGUAAGUCCUUUAAGAAUUGUAAACUAUGCAUUUGAUCAUGAUCAAUUGAAUAAUAAUAAUUCUUCAUGACAUACCAUGGUCUUCAGCAAAGUGUUGUGCAUGACAAGGGUUUCUGAUUUGGUACCACCAAAAAAAAUAAAAAAUAAAAAGCAUAGCAACGUACAGCUAGUUUUGAAAUAAAUUAAACAUUGAUUACAUGCUAUCAUCAAAAGUAUACACAAAUAUGCAUCAUAAACUUGAUGUUAGCGAUUGUUCCUGGUAAAUUUAUAUUCAUUCCUCCUUUUUUAUUUCUAUUAUAAUUAGUCUAUAUAUUUGUAGAAGUGUAGGUAACCUGUUUUUGAGCAUGCUAUUCAAAUAGUUACCUUAAAAGUUUUGGUCUACUUUUGUUCCCUAAAAUUCUUUAGAUAA